Molecule: messenger RNA, 1705 nt
Organism: Poecilia latipinna (sailfin molly)
Lineage: Eukaryota; Metazoa; Chordata; Actinopteri; Cyprinodontiformes; Poeciliidae
Product: syntaxin-2-like
Exons: 6
Biological process (GO): synaptic vesicle fusion to presynaptic active zone membrane; exocytosis; intracellular protein transport
Cellular component (GO): synaptic vesicle; plasma membrane; SNARE complex
Molecular function (GO): SNAP receptor activity; SNARE binding
Source: RefSeq, a predicted model, not a curated record
AAGAGUUCCUCCUCUUAUCAAGUAAAUUUGUUCAGUCUGUCUGUUUUGUGUGUUUUUUUAGGAAGUAAAGAUGAACUGGAGCUGAUAAACAACGAGACCAGACACAACGCCAACCUGGUCCGAACCAAGUUAAAAUUAAUGCAGAAGAACUGUCCAUCAGAAGACAACAGAACUAAUAACUCUGUAAUCUAUCGAAUUCAGAGGAAUCAGCACUCACACCUGACUCGUUGGUUUUCUGAAGUCAUGAAGAGUUACCAUAAGAUCCAGAUUUCCUUCAGAGAGAAAUGCAAGGCCCAAAUUCAGAGACAGCUCGAGAUUGUGGAUAAAGUCACAACAGAUGACGAGCUGGAGGAUAUGCUGCAACGUGAUAAUCUUGCCAUUUUCAUAACUAAUAUCCAUUCUGAUGCUCAAUUAUCAAGUCGGGCUCUCUCUGAGAUUGAAAGACGUCAUCAGAACAUCAUCAGCCUUGAGUACAGCAUUAAAGAACUACAUGAGAUAAUUACAGACACGGCCAUGCUGUUGGAAAUUCAGGGGGAGUUGAUAAACAAUAUAGAAAGGAACGUCACCAGUGCCGGAGAAUAUGUACAUGCAGGAAAAGAAGAAACACAGGAAGCACUCGGAUACAAGAAGAAUCGUUAUAAGGUUGUGUCUCUCCCAAGUUUUUUCAAAUCCUUUAGGAGACAAGCCAGUACUGAAGCUGAUGAUUAAAACUCUACUGAAGACUGCAUCAAGCCUUCCUGAUGCACAUCAAACCUGUCAGAGCCUUGGAGAAUUAGUUGUAUCCAUUUUUUUCCCCAUGUAAAACUCUUUAACUGUUUUUUGUAGAACUGUAGUUUUUUUACCCAGAGUUGAGAAUUCAAAGUUAUGUAAAAAUAACUUGUCACUUUAAAUGCUUAAAAAAUAUUUCUUUGUCAAGAAUAUGAUUUCAGAUAUGGUCCAUUUCAUUACAUUACUUUUUAUCUGUUCAACCACCCAUAGAUUCAUUUACUCACUUGAUCACUAGGUGGCACUGCAACAACAUUGAAAUACCAGGCUGUACCUUGUCUAAGGUUUCUUCUUAUGACAUUGUAAAAAUGUCAACUUGUGCUCAUAAUGAAUGCUGUGAAACAGAAGAUUUUAAACUUCCUGGUCUCCUGCUGUGAUCAAUUAACAUAAAGUGGUUUAAGUGAAAUGUAAGAAAUCUGCACAGUAUAAAAAUUGCUGUAGCAGUUGCAGUCAACUUGUAAAUUAGAAAUGUAGUGAUCAGAGUUUUAUUGGCUUAUGUCUUGUUUUGCCUUUUUGUAGGUCUGAUCUGCUGAUUGUAAAAUAUUUUGUUUUUAAAUUAACAAUGACAUGUAAAUAAACUGCUUGGAAGUACAAGGAACCAAAGCUGGCAUAAUCAACAAAACAGGUAAAUAAGUGGCUUAAUAAAAUAAUGACAAUGGAAGCAAAUGGAACAAAAGUGAUUGGAUUAAAUAUUUUUGAUCUAUAAAAAGUCAUGCAAAUGUAUAUUUUGACAUCUGAUGCAAUACUAGUUACUGAUGUAGCUGUUUUACCUACUUAAUAUACCCAUUAGGCUUAUUAUCUUCAAGUUCCUGUUAUUUAAACAUCAUUUAUCCAUAUUGCUGCUUCACUUUUUUCUUUUUUUGUUUUGUUGUUUAAUGCAGAAACUGGAGAGGUAAUGUUCACUUAUGAUGUAUUUAAUAAACAAGAAAAAAACAUCUGA